This is a messenger RNA of Closterium sp. NIES-65, 1488 nucleotides long. NCBI's taxonomy places the organism in Eukaryota, Viridiplantae, Streptophyta, Zygnematophyceae, Desmidiales, Closteriaceae. The record is from the annotation of a GenBank genome assembly.
AUGUUGGCGGCGUUCCUCGCGGCGCUCGUCUUCUUCCAUUCCUCCGAGUUCCUCCUCGCGCUCUGGUCCACCGGCAAACCCGACGUCCGAUGUGCGUCCCUUCGUCUCGCCUCCCACUGUAGUAGAUACGUACCAAACACAAUGUUCCCCUUCCCCCGCCUCAACUCGGCCUUCCUCCUCGCGCUCUGGUCCACCGGCAAACCCCACGCCCGAUCCCUCCCUCCUCCCAUCUUUGUCUCACAGGAGGAGCUUCCCUUCACGACGCUGCAAUGCCUCUCCCCUCCUCCUUAUAUCCCUCCACUUUCAUCCCUCAUCUUCUUCUUCUCCCCUCAUCACCCUCCCGCCCAGCCUCAUCCUGCUCCGUUCCCCUUCCCACGCCCUGCCCCUUUCUGUGGCUCGUGGCGCUCUUGUGGGGGCACCCCUGCUGGGGGAGCUGCUGCUUCUGCUGGCGAUCUGUUCAAAGUUCGCUUCCCCCCACCCACCCCCCCCCCCACUCCCAUCCCUCUCCACCACUUCAAGUGCCGCCUGUGGCCCAUGGCCCAUGCAGCGUUCCUCUUCUCGCGGGAGUAUCUGCUGGCCAUGGCAGCAGCGCUCACUGAAUACGCCCUUGAGACCACCCUCUUCCCCGCCUUCAAGCGCCGCCUGUGGCCCGUGGCGUGGGUGGGGGGGGGGGCGCUGCUGCUGGCGGGGGAAGCGGUGUGCAAGGCAGCCAUGGUGACGGCGGGGCGGAGCUUCACUCAUGAUAUUCACACAGAGAAGCGGCGCGAACAUCGACUGGUCACACACGGGCUUUACAGGUGGGUGCGGCAUCCGGGCUACACGGGGUGGUUCAUGUGGAGCAUAGCCACGCAGCUGCUGCUCGUCAACCCCCUCUGCACGCUCGCCUUCGCCCUCGUCUCCUGGCGCUUCUUCGCCGCCCGCAUCCCGCAUCCUGUGAGUUACCCCAUUGCUUGUGCAGGCAUCCUCUACGAGGACCUGUACUUGCACCCGUUCUUUGGUCUCGAGUACGCGCAAUACGCUGCCUCUCUGCUUUCCUGCGUUCCUUUCGUCUCAUCGCGCCACCCCCUCUGCUCUCCCCUCCCCCUCAUCCUAGCUACGAGCAGUUUUAUCUGCACCAGUUCUUCCAGCAUGCGCAAUGCCUCUGCUCCCAUGUCCCCUCUUUCCCCACCCCCCUUUUUCAAAUCCAGCUACGAGGAGUUCUAUCUGCACCAGUUCUUUGGUCUUGACUACUACGAGUUCUAUCUGCACCAGGUCUUCUGCCUUCGCUGCGAGGAGUUCUACAUGCACCAGGUGUUUGGCCAUGACUACGAGGAGUUCUACCUCCACCAGUUCUUGAGCCUUAAGAACGCACGAUACGCCGCCUCGGUGCCUCGGUGCCUCGGUGCGUGGGUGUCUUAUCGUGCCAGCCCUAAUGGUCUCCCCUCCCCCCAUCCAUGCAGCUACGAGGAGUUCUAUCUGCACCAGUUCUUUGGCCUUGAGUACGCAUGA